Messenger RNA from Osmerus eperlanus (European smelt), 2428 nucleotides. It is a transcript of the gene hgfac, whose product is annotated as hepatocyte growth factor activator. The record is from RefSeq and is a predicted model, not a curated record. Gene Ontology annotation, molecular function: serine-type endopeptidase activity. Gene Ontology annotation, cellular component: extracellular region. Gene Ontology annotation, biological process: zymogen activation; blood coagulation. Bases 535 to 2301 code for a protein of 588 amino acids. Lineage: Eukaryota; Metazoa; Chordata; Actinopteri; Osmeriformes; Osmeridae. The transcript is spliced from 14 exons.
AGAACGUCACUGUAUUUUCCCACGGCAUCUAUUGAAGAGUUCUUUUGAAACGGGUGAAAAUUAGAGCCCUGGUAAUAAGGGAGAGGAGCAAAAUCUUGCCACAGCACGCCGCACUUGGAAUGUUUACAACUAGAAAAAGCGCUCGGUCACCAAGCCUGGAGAGAGAAAACUGUAGGAGGAAUCCCGCACCAUCAUCACCCGCCCUCUUCAAAAGUUACUUUCCAUUACAUCAAACAUUUCGUCUCUUCACAAACGUGAAUACUAGUACGUAGCUGAGUCCUCAUACCUUUUUGGAGAAAAAACGUUUGGGGUGUAGUGAGGGGCAAAACGAAAUAGUCACUCAUGACGCAAUUGUUUAACUUAAAACAUUUUGAAAUUUCUGGGGACAGGAUCAUUCUUGCUGGAUGUCCCACGUUCUCCAUGACCAAUACCAGCCUGAGAAUCGGGGAAUUGACAGCUGUAACGUGACAACGUAUAUAUAACUCUUGUCAGGAUUAUAACUCCAGUUGAAAACGAAGACCAUACCGGAUUGUUAUGAUGGCACACAUUAUGUUAUUUUUACUACCCUGUGUUAUGAGUGCACGGACGCGACUGAUACCACCAGGAUAUGAAACCGUGAGGACGAGAGAUGCCAACAUGGAUAAUCAUAAAGUCCUUACUGUAAAUGGGAAAGAAUGUAAAUUCCCAUUUCGCCAGGGUGGAAGUAUUCAUCAUCACUGCAUUAACAUCAGUUCCUCCAAACCCUGGUGUUCUCUCACGCACAACUUUGACCGGGACCUGCUUUGGGGUUACUGUGCUACUCCGACAACACAACCUACAGUUUUUGUUCACUCGUCCAGAAGGUUUACAGACCCGUGCCACUUGAACCCCUGUCAAAAUGGCGGUGUCUGCACCCUGGGGCCCCACAGGCUCUCGUUCGAGUGCUCUUGUCCAGAGAGCUUCACUGGCAGGCUUUGUGAACUGAGGAAGUGCUAUGAAACAGUACACCUGAGAUAUUAUGACAUUGGAGAAUCCUGGGGGAGAAUUCACCUCCGGAAUGUGGAGCAGUGCAGGUGUGUGGCUGGGCAGAUCUCCUGUAAGAACACUCAUUACACAGUCUGUCGGGAGAACCCCUGUAUGAAUGAAGGGUCAUGCAGGAGGAUCUCUACCACUGGGGAGGAGGUUUGUGCCUGCCGACCAGGCCAUAGUGGAGCCUACUGCAACAUUGUGCCUGAAGCAGUGUGCUAUCAUAACAACGGCGCAGACUACCGGGGUGUGGUGGCCACCACGGUCGCUGGUGCCCGCUGUCUGCCCUGGAACUCUGAACUGCUGCAUGACGAGCUCUGUGUUGACACCGUGGACAGCGCCCCUCUCAGGGGUCUCGGGGAACACUCCUUUUGCAGAAACCCAGAUGGGGACAAGAUGCCGUGGUGCUACACGCUUAAUGCCGGUGCCAUCUCCUGGGAAAACUGUGAUGUCCCUUCCUGUGUGAUACGUUCAUAUUCAUCUCGAAGAAUAAACCGCUUCAACAAACUUCCUGGUCCUGUCUGUGGGAAGAGGCAUAAAAAGAGACUGUCGCUAGCGAUGGGGCGCAUCCUGGGUGGCACCACCUCGCUGCCUGGGACACACCCCUGGAUGGCAGCCAUGUACAUCAGCAACGACAUCUUCUGUGCUGGCACGCUGGUCUCCUCCUGUUGGGUGGUCUCUGCUGCUCACUGCUUCUUCAGAAGCCCUCUGGUUUCUAAGAUCCGUGUGGUUCUUGGCCAGCAGCACUUCAACAUCACCAGUCCCAACACCAGAACCUUUGGUGUGGAGAAGUACAUCUUUCCAAAGCAAUUCUCAGUAUUCAAUCCAACACUCCAUGAUAUUGUUCUGGUCAAACUGAAGAAAGAAAAUGGACGUUGUGUAAGGCGAACCCAGUUCAUACGACCAAUCUGUCUCCCAGACAAAGACAUGAAAUUCCCCGACUGUUACUUGUGUCAGAUAACAGGCUGGGGUCACAUGCACGAGAAGGCAAACAAGUACUCCAAUUUGCAAGAUGCUGGAGUGAGGAUCAUCCCCCAUGAUAACUGCACCCAACCAGAGAUCUACGGCAACCAUGUGACCUCUAACAUGAUCUGUGCUGGGGCAAACUGUAAAGACGCCUGCCAGGGGGACUCUGGAGGCCCCCUGGCCUGUGUGAAGGAUGGCGUCAGCUUCCUUUAUGGGAUCAUCAGCUGGGGAGACGGCUGCGGCAGGACUGACAAACCUGGCGUCUACACCAAAGUCGUGAAUUACAUACCAUGGAUCAAUCAAAUAAUCAGUCGCAAGCCCAAGUCAUAAUGAAUGAACACUUGAUACUUUUAAUGUAUAGAUUUGUCUGUUUUUUACUGUUGAAGUUUGUUUUUAAACAACUGUGACUGAACUAUGAAUGAAAUUGUGUGACUAAAAUAAACCAUUACUUGAUAUA